This is a messenger RNA of Lachnellula hyalina, 1953 nucleotides long. It is a transcript of the gene NUP145, whose product is annotated as Nucleoporin. Bases 1 to 1953 code for a protein of 650 amino acids. The transcript is spliced from 3 exons. Lineage: Eukaryota; Fungi; Ascomycota; Leotiomycetes; Helotiales; Lachnaceae. The record is from RefSeq and is a predicted model, not a curated record.
AUGUCCGACAUGAGCGAUGCAGACUUAUCCUUCCAUGAUUCUAUGAGACCGGGUUGGGGCCCUGAUGGCACUCUAGUAUACGCAGCUCCACCAAGUACUAAACCUUUUGGCCGCUCCUCUCGCCGGGCUCGUGAGAGGAACGGUAUUCUUGCUGUUCAGAAAGGUGCCAUCGUUUCUGAGAAUAGGGAUAUUCGAUUUGCUAAGUUUUCUAAUGAGGCGUCUGCAGACUUUCUCAAGAAGCAAAAGGCUAUCACAAUCAUCGAGCCUGAUGAGGAAGGCUUGCCAUAUGCCAGACUCUCUGAGGACUUCACACUUGCCAGUUUCUACGACGAUCGUGAAGUGCGAGAUCCAGCUAGCAAGCAUGAGAAACUUGUCUGGAUGCUUGCCAGCGUUCUAUGGGAUCCGCUUGAUGCCGAUCCUAAAAGAUUUCCAGGAGUCAAAAAUGUUGAGCAGCGGCUUCGUAAAGACAACUUGUCAGAUUUCUGGCACAAACUCGUCGAUAAUGCUUCUGCUCAACAUGUCGCACUUGCUAAAUCAAACGAAGAGAAAGCUAUUGCAUGCUUGUCCGGUCAUAAAGUCGCAGAUGCGUGCGGACACCUCACCAACGGCAAGAACUUCCACCUUGCAACUCUGGUUGCCCUUAUUGGCGGCCAGGAUAGCUUGAGAAAAGAUAUUCGGGAGCAGCUUAGUGAGUGGCAAAAAUCUCGAAUCUUGUCAGAGAUCAGUGAGCCAAUUAGAGCCCUCUAUGAACUCCUCGCUGGCAAUGUCUGCAUCUGCGAUGGAACGAAAGGCGUGGCAGCCGAAGACCGCAUCGAGUCAUUCGUAAUCUCAAAGCGCUUUGGCCUCGAUUGGCGACAAGCCUUUGGGCUCCGACUUUGGUACGGCAUAUCAGUUGAUGAUGACUUCUCGAUCGCCAUCGAAACCUUUGCCGGAGAGCUUGCCCAGGAUAAAGAGACUGCUCGGCCACUUGCGUGGUAUGUUGAGGAGAAAAUUCCUGCGAUAUGGGAAGACAAGAAUCGCAAUGGUCGCGAAGAUCUGCUCUGGGGCCUUCUCAAGCUCCAUACCUUCAACGAUGUACCUCUUGAAGAAGCUCUCUGUCCCGAAAACUCCCAGCUAUCUCCACUCGAUUUCCGUCUGAUGUGGCAACUUAGCCAGGCACUCAGCUCAAUGGGCGCUGUCAGUUUUCAGGACGAGUCCAAGGCUGACGAGAUCACACUGUCAUUUGCAGCCCAACUUACAAAUGAAGGGAGUUGGCUUGAUGCAAUCUUCGUACUCUUGCACCUCCUUGAUAUCGAAUCCAAAGAAAAAGCAAUCAAGGACCAGCUUGGUCGAUUUGCGGGACUCGUUGGCUCGGAAGACAGCCAAAGCUUUGUGACUUUGACACAAACUUACAAAAUCCAACCUGAGUGGGUCUGGGAAGCAAAGGCCCUGUACAUGCGGAGUGUCGAGAAGAAUCCGAGAGCAGAAGUCGAGUGUCUGGUCCAAGCUGAGUCCUUCAAUGAAGCUCAUCGUACCUUCACCAAGAACGUUGCACCUAAGGCGGUCAUUGAGCUCGAUCAUGACACACUCCGAAAACUUCUUCAAGGUUUCAAGGGCAAGGAGAACAUGAUAUCCGAGUGGCAUCUCGGUGGACAGAUUUACCUUGACUUCCUCGAACUGGCGGACUGUGAAAAGAAGUCUAGGAAGGUUGAUGGCCAGGUCCUUGAAAGACUAUUGGCUGGCCUUCCUGCUGUGGUCGAAGAAUCGCGGCGUCCUGUUUUUAUGGAACGAGUUGCGGUGGAGACAAUCAGCGCUACUGUUGCCCAGGUUGUCGUGGCUAGGAGCAAGGAGAAGGAGAAAUCUCACAUCAAUCUGUCCAAGAUCUUGCAACUACCACUCACAGAGGACAACUACCUGAAACACACCGUUGGUCUGAGCUUAGAAUUUUAUCGAAACGCAAUGGUUGCAAGAUGA